Messenger RNA from Eublepharis macularius, 900 nucleotides. RefSeq names its product complement C8 gamma chain (gene C8G). Lineage: Eukaryota; Metazoa; Chordata; Lepidosauria; Squamata; Eublepharidae. Gene Ontology annotation, cellular component: membrane attack complex. The transcript has 7 exons. The record is from RefSeq and is a predicted model, not a curated record. Gene Ontology annotation, biological process: complement activation. The coding region runs from base 51 to 671 and encodes 206 amino acids.
GCCUUCCCCAUCCUGCUUGCCAGUGUCUACUGGAUCGUUACAGUCUGAGCAUGGCGCCCACCAUAUUCCUUGUCGUCCUCUCGGGCCUGCUGCUUGCAUCUCCCUCCUAUGCCCAGCGCCGGAGAAAGCCCUCCCCUCCGGAGAGUCCCAUUGACAAGAUCAGUGCUCAAGCAGACUUUAACCCCAGCCAGUUUGCUGGGAAAUGGUACCUUGUUGGAGUAGCCUCCAGGUGUAGCUACCUGAGAGACAACAGCCAUAGACUGGAACCAGUGAACAUAAUGGUGUCUGUUACCAGCACAACCCCUCCGAGCACCUUGUUGGUCAACACCUUCCGCCCACUGGAUGGCAUCUGUUGGAAUAUCAAGCAGUCGUACCCCCCCGCCAAGGCUCCAGGCAGAUUCCUCUUGAGAGGCCCGGUGAAUGUGGUCGUUGGGGAGACUGAUUACAGCAGCUACGCCAUCGUCUUCUAUCAGAAGUCCCGGCAGAUCUCUGUGAAGCUUUAUGGACGAACCGUCCAGGUCAGCGAUUCCAUCGUGGCUAAAUUUGAGCAGCUUGUGGCUGGUGUGGGACUCAACGAGGACAUCACCUAUUACUUCCCCACUUACGGGUUUUGUGAGUCAGCUGACCAGUUUCACGUCCUCGAUGAGACCAAGUUGAAGGGUACAUCCUGAAGGCCAUGGAGGAGGCGGAGUGCAGCUGACUGCAGAGGGCUGCAUUGGAGGGAACCAGCCUGCGUCUAAUCAGGCCACGCCCUGCUAAGUACAGUGCUUUGUCUAUACCCAGCUCAUCAUCUGUCUGGAAAUUCUCUUUUCCUUACCUUUGAAGCUUCUGUCUGCUGUUCCCUGAAUCUUGACAUAUGAUUAAAGUAGAUGUGAGAAAACUUGGGUUAUUAAAUACAAA